GCUCUUUAGGACGAUGGACUUGAGAACAAUGUCAUGGAUGCCUUUAGUUCUAGCAGUAGUUGUGUCCAUCUUUUUGAUUCAGGACUCGAAUGCUGCCUUCGUUCCUGCUGAUAACUACUUGCUCGCGUGUGGAUCAUCACAAAAUGUGACCUAUAUCGGCCAGACAUAUGUUCCUGAUUCGCUCCAAUCUUCAGCUGCUUUAGAAAAUAAGGAAAAUUCUAUUGCUGCAACAUCCAAUUCUAGUGCUCCGUUUUCGAUCUAUCAGUCAGCCAGAAUUUUCCAUACUACAGCGUUUUACAAGUUUGAUAUUAAGCAAGAAGGCCACCAUUGGAUCCGUCUCUAUUUCUACCCUCUUCCAGGGCACAACUUAACGUCUGCCUCAAUGACAGUGGUCACAGAAAAUUUUGUUCUGUUGAACAAUUUCAGUUUCAAGAGCUAUAAUGGAUCAUACCUUUUUAAGGAAUACAUGAUCAAUGCCAAUUCAGAUAGUUUGAUUCUUGCUUUGAUCCCUUCAAACAACUCCGUUGCAUUUAUCAGUGCCAUUGAAGUUGUAUCAGUACCUGAUGAGUUGAUCCCUGAUCAAGCAGUGGCUGUAUCUCCCGUAGCACCUUUCAGUGGCCUUUCUGGACUAGCCCUCGAAACUGUUUAUCGUCUAAACAUGGGUGGUCCUCAUCUCACUGCUCUGAACGACACCUUGGGAAGAACAUGGGAGAAUGAUGUGAAGUACCUUCACGUCAACAGCUCUGCGGUGAGUGUUUCAGUUAGCCCUUCAAGCAUAAAGUAUCCGGCUACUAUGACUCCUGAAAUAGCACCAAAUUGGGUUUACGCUACUGCUGAAACUAUGGGAGAUGCAAAUGUACCUAAUGUGAAUUUCAAUAUCACUUGGGUGUUCCCUGUUGAUCCGAACUUCAUGUACUUCAUCCGAGUACAUUUUUGUGAUAUUGUGAGUGAAUCUUUGAAUAGUCUUCUGUUCAACCUAUAUGUUAAUGAUGACGCUGCUCUAUUGGACCUAGACUUGUCAAACUUAGCUGGAAAUUUGGACGUACCAUUAUACAAGGAUUUCGUCUCCAAUUCCUCAGUAAACUCAAGUAUUCUGACAGUGAGUGUUGGUCCAGAUACGAGUGCGGAUUGGAUAAAUGCAAUUAUGAAUGGACUGGAAAUCAUGAAGAUUAGCAACGAAGCUAGAAGCUUGAGUGGGGUUCAAUCUGUUGAGACUCUCUUUGUGUUGCCUCACAAAAAGAAAAAGAUUGGUUUAAUAUUUGGUUCUGCCUUAGGAGCAUCAGCUGUUUUGGCGCUUAUUGCGUUGUGUUGUUGCUUUUUUAUAGCUCGAAGAUCAAAGACUUCCAACCAAGGACACUCAUGGAUUCCGUCCUUGUAUGGAAACUCUUUAACUUUGACGAAAACAACAGCUUCUCGGGGAACAGCAAGCUGCAUCUCCUUGGCUUCACCGAAUGUUGGACGAUUUUUUAGUUUCCAAGAAAUAAUGGAUGCAACUAACAAAUUCGACGAGAACUUGCUUCUUGGUGUUGGUGGUUUCGGUAGGGUCUAUAAAGGAACAAUGGAAGAUGGAACUAAACUUGCUGUCAAAAGAGGAAACACAGGAUCUGAACAAGGUCUAGCUGAAUUUCAAACUGAGAUUGAAAUGUUGUCCAAACUUCGCCACCGUCAUCUCGUGUCUUUGAUUGGUUAUUGCGAUGAGAGGUCGGAAAUGAUUCUUGUUUAUGAAUACAUGGCAAAUGGUCCUCUCAGAAGUCAUCUUUAUGGAACAGAUCUGCCACCUCUCUCAUGGAAGCAGCGUCUUGAGAUUUGUAUCGGUGCUGCAAGGGGGCUGCAUUACCUCCAUACAGGUGCAACUCAGAGCAUCAUUCACCGCGAUGUCAAAACCACCAACAUACUUUUGGAUGAUAACUUUGUGGCUAAAGUUGCUGACUUUGGUCUUUCCAAAGCCGGACCGGCUCUUGAUCAGACACAUGUAAGUACUGCUGUGAAGGGUAGCUUUGGGUACCUUGAUCCUGAAUACUUCCGGAGGCAGCAGCUCACGGAGAAAUCAGAUGUCUACUCAUUUGGUGUUGUCCUAAUGGAAGUUCUCUGCACCAGACCAGCAUUGAAUCCGGUCCUUCCACGUGAGCAAGUUAAUAUAGCCGAGUGGGCUAUGAUUUGGCAAAAGAAAGGCAUGUUGGAUCGGAUAAUGGACCCAAAUCUCAAGGGGCAGGUCAACCCAGCUUCCCUGAAAAAGUUCGGUGAGACAGCUGAAAAGUGUUUGGCUGAGUACGGAGUUGAUAGACCUUCAAUGGGAGAUGUGUUAUGGAAUCUAGAAUACGCUCUUCAGCUUGAAGAAGCCUCAUCAGCCUUGACAGAGCCUGAUGAUAACAGUACAAACCAUAUCCCUGGCAUACCAUUAACACCAGUUGAACCAUUCGACAACAGUGUUAGCAAUAUCCAAGGUAUAGUUAACUCAGGAACAGAUGAUGAUGCAGGGGAUGCUGCUACUAGUUCCGUUUUCUCUCAGCUGGUAAAUCCGCGGGGAAGAUGAGAAGAAAUACUCCCUUGUAUACGUGCUUGAGUAUAGUAUUGAAUCAAAUUUUCCCUCUACUAAAAUGUUUUUGAGUGUGUAUUGUAUAUGAUUGAUGUACUAGCGUAUACGAUGAAAUUCAUCGUUCAAAUACUGCAAGUUGCAGUAUUGUUUCCAUUGUUAGGUGAUACAUUGCCCUCUUUAUCUGAUAGAUAGUCAUGAAUAUGUAUUUGUAAAAGCACUAUAAUUGUAUCCAUUCAUAGAUAAUAAAUAUUAAGCAUAUGUUGCCAUCUCUUCUGUUUGUUACUCCCUU
Messenger RNA from Solanum verrucosum, 2825 nucleotides. RefSeq names its product receptor-like protein kinase THESEUS 1. NCBI's taxonomy places the organism in Eukaryota, Viridiplantae, Streptophyta, Magnoliopsida, Solanales, Solanaceae. The coding region runs from base 14 to 2533 and encodes 839 amino acids. Gene Ontology annotation, biological process: protein autophosphorylation. Gene Ontology annotation, molecular function: transmembrane receptor protein tyrosine kinase activity; ATP binding. The record is from RefSeq and is a predicted model, not a curated record. The transcript has a single exon. Gene Ontology annotation, cellular component: plasmodesma; plasma membrane.